AUGGUAAUGACUAAUGAGCAAUGUCUUAAAAAUCUUAUAUAUGAAUCGAAAACUUUGGAAGAUGAGGGAAUUGUCAUCUCUACCCCUGGAAAUAUAAUUGUAAAUCUUCAUUUUAUUUUGGGUCUAGUACUAGGAGAUAAUUUAGGAUUGAAUUCUAUUUUAGAAUUUUCUAGGUCUUUUUCCGACUCUUUUUUUUUUUGUCAAUUUUGUAAAGCAAAUAAAGAACAUACCAAACAUAUGACCCAAGAAAAUCCCUUAUUAAUGAGAAAUAUUAACAAUUAUAGUCAGGAUGUUGCUAAAAUGAAUGUAACUCAACCAGGAAUUCAUAAGAACUCAUUUCUAAAUAAUAUUACUUCAUUUCAUGUCACUCAAAAUUACUGUGUUGACAUUAUGCACGAUCUGUUUGAACUUUGA
This is a messenger RNA of Macrosiphum euphorbiae (potato aphid), 414 nucleotides long. NCBI's taxonomy places the organism in Eukaryota, Metazoa, Arthropoda, Insecta, Hemiptera, Aphididae. The record is from the annotation of a GenBank genome assembly.